This is a messenger RNA of Callithrix jacchus (white-tufted-ear marmoset), 2514 nucleotides long. The record is from RefSeq and is a predicted model, not a curated record. Lineage: Eukaryota; Metazoa; Chordata; Mammalia; Primates; Cebidae.
CUAUUAUUAGUUACAUAUUAUUGAAAGCCUCAAAGCAGCAUAGGCUUUUUUAAAUACUUUAGCUCAUCUUUGUGACAAUUCUCCAGUGUUGGUAUUGCUCCUCUAUUUAACAGAUUAGAAAAAUGAGGCUCUAAGAACAGCCUGGCAUAAUAACAGGUAACUUGAACAUCUCAAAGUGGCAAUUCACACAUAAAGCUCCGUGACUCAUGAAUUCUCACAGUCAUAAGUUGGUUCUUUUCGUGAUUUUUCUGAAGUUUCCAGAAGUUUACAGAAAAGGAAGUGCAGGCACAUUUCACAAAUCUUCAAUCUGUAAGUAUCACAUCCUGUAUAGCUGCAAACACUGGAAUAAGGAAGGGUGGAUGACUUUCAGAAGAUGAAGGUAAGCAGAAACCAUUGAUGGGGCUGUCUAAGAACCCAGACAGUGUCCAGCUCCCUCCUGGGAGCUUCUGAGGACUCAGCUGGAACCAACGGGCACAGUUGGUAGCACCAUCAUGACGUCACAACCUAUUCCCAAUGAGACCAUCAUAGUGCUCCCAUCAAAUGCCAUCAGCUUCUCCCAAGCAGAGAAACUCGAACCCACCAACCAGGGGCAGGAGAGCCUGAAGAAACGUCUACAGGCAGAAGUCAAAGUUAUUGGGAUUAUCCAGGUCUUGUGUGGUAUGAAGGUGUUAAGCUUGGGAAUCAUUUUGGCAUCUGCUUCCUUCUCUACAAAUUUUAUACAAGUGAUUUCUACGCUGCUGAAGUCUGCUUACCUGUUCAUAGGACCCUUGUGGGUGAGCAGAGUUUCUGAAGAGGGAAGCAUGGGAGAAGAGGGGAGGAAGAUGCCAAUAGCUUAAACUCUCCACCUGCCACCUUGCUAUGUUCUGUCUGCCAGGAGUGAGGAGUCCAUGGUGAAACUUGUUCUCCUGUGUGUAUUGCUCAGGGAGGACUGAGUGGGGUAGGAUGACAGGGGUUGCCUGAUUUUGAUCAACUUAUCAGACUCAAAUAAGCAUUUCUUUUAAAGAUCAUCUUGUUUUUUACCUUAUCAUUUGGAGCUAUGAAGAAGCUAGUGACAAAACAUCCAUAAAUUAGGAUAAAGUUGGGAAGGACCUUUUUAUAUUAAAAACAUGAGUAUCAAUGGAAGACAUCAUACACUCACAGAAAAACCACACAGAUGCUUGUGGGGAUUAUGGAGGAAGGGAAACUUUCACCUCUGAGCAUUUUGAAAAUGCUUUUCCUGCAUUGACUGAUGCCCAGGGAAGGCUGAGCACUUGUCUAUGUCCCAGUGAUGGACUGGAAAUUCCUCUGAAAUAGCUGCAGGUCUGGGGUUUCAAAAGGACUUAGUAGUCCUUUUCUCAGAGAACUGCUCUCUCUUAGACUGAGGCUUUCUCAUAAUUAAGCUUCUCUUUCAACUUCCUGGAACUCCGUACCUGUUAUUAGCUCCUUUUUUUUACAUUUGUUUAUUUGAUGCAUCAGGAAGUCUACCUUUUUGUCUAUCUUGUCCAUUUUUCCUCUCCAAAGUUUCAUUUGGAUUUGGAUCUCAAAGGGUUUCCCAAAUGACCUUUCUUCUCUGUCAAGAUCCAUGCAAGGCUAUGACAUUACACUACAUUACAUUUCAUCAUGACGUCUCAGGCUCCUUUAGACUUGCUCAGAUUUUCUUUUUCCUUGAGGACUUUGAUAGUUUGGGGUAGUACUGGAUGAGAUUUUUAUAGAAUGUUCCUAAAUUGGGUUUGUCUGAUAUUUUUCUGAUGUUUAGACUUGAGUGAAUUUUUGGCUGAUGAUAACAGAGGUAAAGCACCGUUUUCACCAAGUCACAUCAAGGGUCAUGCUACCAACUUAUCAUCACUGAUACACUUCACCUUGACCAUGUGUUUGGGAUAGUGUUUUCCAGGUUUCUACUCUGUAAAGUCACUACUUCUUUCCCUCCUCUUUCUAUAAUCCAUUCUUUAAAAGCAGGUCACUAAGCACAGUCCACCUUGGAAGGGGCAUCUAGUUCAUAUUUUUAAGGACUUGGGAUUUGUUUAUAUACACAAAUAAUUAAAUGCCUGGGUCACAGGAAUCACAACUUUUUUUUGAACUUUGUCUCCCUUUUUUCUGUCAAAUAAUUUUCUGUUCAUUAAUGGCUCUAAAUCUGCUAGAUCAUGAAUACUCUAAAAGAUGAAAAUUUCUUUGACUGUGUAAACACGGCCUUGAAGGUUUUCUGCCAUCCAUUCUUGUCUUUCCUUCUGUUCUCAUUGACCAUUUUAUCUUAAACUGUAGUUUACUAGACUAGCCAAAUAGUCAUAGACAUAUCCCAGAAGACUAGGCAGGAGGAUGAUUCAGUGGGUCACAAUGAAGCAAAGGAAUCAACUUUUUCUUCUACUCCUCAGUUGUCAACAGGAGUUAACUGAUUUGCUGUGGUGCGCAGGCUCUUAUCACAGGUGCUAGUGAUUUAUCCCAUUUACUCAUUAGUGCGUAAAGGCAAACCCCAUAAUGAAGUCUCAGGGUAUAUGGAAGUAGCUGGCUUCAAAAUAAAAUCUUUGAGUGUAUAUUUUA